Messenger RNA from Vigna angularis (adzuki bean), 1637 nucleotides. RefSeq names its product protein trichome birefringence-like 31. Bases 147 to 1442 code for a protein of 431 amino acids. Gene Ontology annotation, molecular function: O-acetyltransferase activity. Lineage: Eukaryota; Viridiplantae; Streptophyta; Magnoliopsida; Fabales; Fabaceae. Gene Ontology annotation, cellular component: Golgi apparatus. The transcript is spliced from 5 exons. The record is from RefSeq and is a predicted model, not a curated record.
UGCCUAAGUGUGUUUGUAAGUAUAUAUGUUCCUUCAAUCUUAAUAUUUCAGCACCUAAACUUUGAUCCUACCAACCGUUUGUUGAAAGGUGUCUUAUAAAGUGCUUUGAACCCAAGCAAACUGCGAAAUCAGGCACUGGUGGGAAAAUGUUAGUAACAAAAGUUAGAACAGUUUUCAAUUUCUUCAACCACCCCUUGUCAAUGCAGUCUUUGAUAGAUCGCAGGAUCCAAUCCCUCUUCCCAAUUGCGUUGUACUCAAUUCUGAUCUUAGGAGCUGCAAGGUUAGUGCUAGAUAGUUUGAAGAUGAAGCAGAGCUCUGUUCUGAGACUCUAUGGCAUGCCACAUGGUGGAAGAAGCAGAUUACCUGUUGUAAUUUCGGCAGAGGACCGAUUUGAGGAUAAUUGCAACGUGUUUGAAGGGACUUGGGUUUGGGACAAUAUGUCCUAUCCUCAGUAUGAAGAAGAGAGUUGCCCUUACUUGGUCAAGCAAACCACAUGCCACAAGAAUGGUAGACCUGAUUCAUUCUACAAGAAUUGGAGGUGGCAGCCUAAAGGAUGCAACCUCCCAAGAUUUAACGCUUUGAAGAUGUUGAACAUGUUGAGGGACAAGAGGAUAAUGUUCAUUGGAGACUCAUUACAGAGAGGCCAAUUUGAGUCCAUGAUCUGUUUGAUACAAUCUGUAAUUCCUGAAGGAAAGAAAUCCCUCCAAAGAAUUCCACCGAUGAAAAUCUUCAAAAUCGAGGAGUUCAAUGCAUCGAUUGAGUACUAUUGGGCUCCAUUCAUUGUGGAAUCCAUUUCAGAUCAUGCAACAAAUCACACAGUGCACAAGAGAAUGGUCAAGCUAGACUCAAUAAAUAGCCAUGGCAAACAUUGGAAAGGAGUGGACAUUCUGGUGUUCGAGAGCUAUGUUUGGUGGAUGCACAAACCUUUGAUCAAUGCUACGUAUGGAUCACCACACCAUGUCAAAGAAUAUGAAGUUACCACAGCAUACAAGUUGGCUUUGGAAACAUGGGCUAAUUGGUUAGAAUCAAACAUCAAACCACUGACUCAAAAGGUGUUUUUCAUGAGUAUGUCUCCAACACAUCUGUGGAGCUGGGAAUGGAAACCUGGAAGCAAUGAAAACUGCUUCAAUGAGUCAUACCCAAUCCAAGGUCCAUACUGGGGUACAGGCUCAAAUCUUGAAAUUAUGAAGAUAAUACAUGAUGCACUACAAGUACUGAAAAUAGAUGUCACCCUUUUGAAUAUCACACAAUUAUCAGAGUACAGAAAAGAUGCUCACACAUCAGUUUAUGGGGAGAGAAAGGGCAAGCUAUUGACCAAAGAACAAAGAGCCAACCCAAAAGAUUUUGCUGAUUGCAUUCACUGGUGCCUACCUGGAGUCCCAGAUGCAUGGAAUGAAAUCCUAUAUGCAUAUCUAUUGAAGGGUUAUCAAAACUUCUCUUGACGUGGGCAGAGAAGCCAUGAAAGAAAGCACAAGCAUCUCUCAAAUGGGGGGCACACAUCUUUUUUUCAUGCUGAUCAUCAUUCAAUUUCAUUUUCAGAAACAAACACUUUUUGUAAAACAGAUGAAAAUACCAUUUAACUAACUAUCAAUAUCAAGUAGAUAGAUACCAUUUAUACACCAAGUAAAACAUUUUUC